UAUAGCUAAAGAGAGAAAGAAGAAAGAGAAAGUUUAAACACAAAUUUUUUAUCACAAAACAGAGAAUCGAGAGACUCUUCUCUAUGCUUAACCUAUCAAACUCUUCUUUUCUAUAACAUAAAGAUUUUCACGUUUGAUAUUUGUUUUUGUUAUUGUUAGCGGCAAUGGUGACUGGUUGGCGACGAGCUUUUUGUACUUCAAUACCUAAAGAGAGAGAAACAACAACGGUGGUGACGGAUAAGCAGCAGCAGCAUUGUCAUAGCCAGAGCCCGAGUUUGAGUUCUAAAUUUGGGUUUUUUUCCAAUCCUUCCACGCCUAGGUUACAGUCUCAGCCAGUUUCGAGCCCGAGCAUGAGAUGCAAAACCAGUACUACGACGUCGGUUCCCAGCAGCCCCAGACUUCAAUGCAAAACCUCUACUGAUUCUAGUCCGAAGAAACCUAACAGCACCGGUCACAGUCCCAGAUUAUUCCGUUUCUCCGAUCCAUCUUCUCCCAAAUCUCCCUCCAGCUUCUCUUUUCUCAAAGCCACCCUACGUCUCUCCAAAAGUAGAUGUGGAAUCUGUUUACAGAGCGUGAAGACUGGACAGGGAACAGCAAUUUUCACGGCGGAGUGUUCUCAUAUAUUUCAUUUUCCUUGCAUAACCACUCACGUCAACAACAAGAACACCCUUUUAAUCUGUCCAGUUUGCAACUCUCACUGGAAACAACUCCCUCUUUUGUUUAACCAAGACGACAAAAACUACAACAACAGCAAACACCUUCACCAAGUAUCAAAAACCUUCAAAGUUUAUAACGACGACGAGCCUUUAACAUCUCCAAUCUCUCUAUCCCACUUCAAUCCCAUUCCCGAAUCCUCCGAAGAAGAAGAACAACUUCAGGACUUUCCAGGAUUCUAUGCCACCACCAUCGAUGUCGCCGCCGCCGCCGCCGCCUCUGCCUCUUCUACGUCCAACGUUCAUAUAGCUUUGUUGCCUGAGGCGGCUGUGGUUACGGUAGGUAGGAGUUACGAAACUUAUGCUAUGGUUUUGAAGGUUAAGGCGCCACCUUGUGUUGGAGCGCGUGCAAUGAGACGCGCUCCUAUCGAUUUAGUGACGGUUUUGGAUGUGAGUUUGAGCAUGGGAGGGUCCAAGCUUCAGAUGAUGAAACGGGCCAUGCGGUUGGUGAUUUCGAAUUUGAGUGCAUCAGAUCGUUUAUCCAUAGUUGCGUUUUCUACUACUUCUAAAAGGUUAUUGCCUUUACGGCGGAUGACAACCAAUGGACGGAGGUCCGCACGGAGAAUAGUGGACGCCAUUGGGACUACCGGUCAAGGAAUGACUGUAAGCGACGCGCUUAAAAAAGCAGCCAAAGUACUCGAAGAUCGACGCGAGAGAAAUCCCUUCUCUACGAUUCUGAUUCUGUCAGAAAGUAGCUCCUCUUCCAAUCAGGGCCGUUCAUUACCUGUCGUGUCUUCCACGCGCUUUUCACAGUCGGAUAUCCCCGUACAUUCCAUUGGUUUCAGUGACAACGGCGCGUCUAACCACGCCCCGUAUGAUGAGGCGUUUUCCAAAUUCAUUGGGGGAUUAUUAAGCGUGGUGGUCCAGGAUCUGAAGCUCCAACUGGGGUUCAUAUCCGGAUCGGGUCAUGCAGAGAUAACGGGUGUUUACUCUCUAACUGGCCGGCCCGCAUCUCUUGCAUUGGGGUCGGUUCGGGUUGGGGAUUUAUACUCAGAGGAGGAGAGAGAACUGUUAAUCGAAUUGAAAGUAGUCGGUUCAUCAAUCGGGUCUCACCAUGUGUUGUCCGUACGGUCUUCUUACAUAGACCCAUUAUCACAGGAAGUAUUCUGCUCUAAGGAGCAAUCCAUGUUGGCACCUAAACCGCAAGCCGUUAGAUCCUCGACCCCCAACAUCGCACGGUUGAGGAAUCUCCACAUCACCACUCGAGCCGUUGCCGAGUCCAGGAGAUUAAUCGAGAUUAACGACUUUUCCGGAGCUCACCACUUGUUGUCUUCGGCUCGAGCUUUAUUGAUGCAGAAGAGAACGGGCUCGGCUGAGGAGUACGUACGCGGCUUGGAAACCGAGCUAGCCGAGUUGCACAAGCGCAGACAGAUACAGGGUCAGAGGGCGAGAGUGAAUGGACAAACGGCGGAGGAGAAGCCGGAGCCGCUCACGCCGACAUCGGCUUGGAGAGCGGCUGAGAGAUUGGCUAAAGUGGCGAUUAUGAGGAAACAUAUGAACAGAGUCAGCGAUUUGCACGGCUUUGAAAAUGCAAGAUUUUAAUAUUGAUAUUAAAAAAUAUAUUUUUUGUUUCUAAAUAUUUGUACUACAAA
Messenger RNA from Pistacia vera, 2305 nucleotides. RefSeq names its product probable E3 ubiquitin-protein ligase EDA40. Bases 165 to 2255 code for a protein of 696 amino acids. The transcript has 2 exons. Lineage: Eukaryota; Viridiplantae; Streptophyta; Magnoliopsida; Sapindales; Anacardiaceae. The record is from RefSeq and is a predicted model, not a curated record.